AUGCCUCUGGAAGAGAGCCUGGACGGCGGAGCUGAGCAGGGCAACAUCAAAAAGUAUGCUGGCUUAAUUCAUGAGGUUGGAAUUAUUAAGGACCAUGUUGAACGUGAGCGACAAAAAGCGCGACUUGAACAGGAGUCCUUGAAGGCCAAGCUGGAAGAUAGGGAAAAAGAAGCGAUUGCGGUUCAGAAGGAACUCUCCAUUCAGCUGAGGUGUGCCGGGAGAUCGUACCAACAGCUCCUCAGUGCAACAAGGGAAUUGCAGGAGCAGCUGGAGAAAGAAAAGAUCGCCAGAGAAAAAGACAAGCUACCCUACAUUGACGAGAUUCGGGCUUUGAAAGCCCAAUUGAGCAAGGGUGACAAACCGUGGCGGGAUGAGAUCGCCAAACGCGACGCAAAGAUUCUGAAGUUGCAAGAAGCAGCAGGCAACCAGGAAGUGCGUUUGCGCGAAGCUGUUGAAGCUGUCGAACCUGUGCGCGUUGAAGGAGAGAGAAAGUUGAAGGCCGCAGAGGAGCGGGCUGAACAGAUUCAGCAAGAAGUCUUUGUGCUGCAAGAAGAGCUACAGGAUGUGAAGGAGAAGUGGCAAGCGGAGGUGUCAAAAGCGAAAGAAGCUCAUCACAAGGAGGUCUUGAUGCUACAGAUCAGGAUACGCGAGAUCCAAGCGGAGUCAGAAACGAUUGCAGGCCCCUACAUCAAGCAAAUCAAGGAAUUGGAACUCCAAAAACAAGGGCUGGAGGUCCAGUUGUCGCAGGUGGAUUAUACACCUUUCGAGAAGCAGGUUGAAGUGAAGGAGAAAGGCUAUGACAUGUUGGUGCACGAUUUCAGAACCAAAGAGCAGACUCACAGCGACAAUGUGGACAGGAUGCGUGAAGGUUUCGAAGAGGUCAUUCAGAAGCUGGACAGGAAGCUGCAGAGUGUUGAAAAGGAGUAUGAGAAGAAAAUGGAGCCGUGGGUCUCCCUUGUCGCAGAGAGAGAGGAAGAGGUGAGGAAACUUCAAGACAAGAUCAGGACUAUGCAAGAGGAAAAGGCAGAGGGCCGGGAGAAACUUCAAACAAAAAUGCAGGAGCUUGAAAAUGAAGUGAAGAUUGCCAAGGAAAGCCUGGAUGCUUUUGUCAGAGAAAAUAUGAAGCUCCGCCGUGAAAGGGAUGACAUAGAGGAAAAAGAAGCAGCCCCUACUCAUCCUCGCCAAAAGAUGCAGGUUAUGGAGAUGCGUUUGGAUGAGGUCACCAGAAGAUGUGAGGUCUUGAUAAAGAAUCGAGACCGGGAACUAAAAGACAAGACAGAUAUCAUCUCCAAGCUACAAGAACGUGUCUUGCAGCAGUCCAAGGAAAACAUAGCGCUUGAUCGAAAAUGGGACGAACGAGUGCAGCAAAAAGAAGAGGGGUACGGCAUAGUUGUGGCCCAACUGAAGCAUGCAGAGGGUCAGAUUCUUGAAGAGCGCGAGAAGACAGCAGCUGCCAAGAGGGAAAUCCAGAAACGUGAACAGAGGAUUGUGGAGCUUCGGCAGGAGCAUUCUGAGGAGUUGAGAUGCAGACUGAGGGACCGAAAUCUGCUUUUCAAACGACUUCGCGAGCUUGAGGCGGAGCUGGCUCUCAAAGCCAACAGAGAAGAUGACGUUCGAAGAGAAUGGGAGGCUAUGUAUGAUGAGCUGAGGACUCGCUGUGAGUGGCGCGAAGCCGACCUUGAGAUCGAGAUAGUGCGCCGGGACAAAGCCCAAGCUGCCAGAGAGAAAGAAUUGUUAGCGGUGCGUGGACAGUUCGACAAAGCCAGAAUCACUUGGGAAAGCAAAGAACGAGAACUGGAGGUGCUUGUUCGUACAAGGGACCGAUUGGUUACUUCUCUCAAGAAUGAGAUCGAAUUGGUUGCAGAAUCUUGGGAAGUAAAGUAUGACAAGCUCCUCAGCCUUUUCGACAAGCUGCAAAAGAAGUAUGACGAACUGCUCGGUCCAGGCGGGCUGGCUGAAGCUCUGCGAAGAGCACGAGACUUGAAGGAGGAGAAUGUCCAGCUCACCCGGCAGACCCACGAGCUUAAGGAGAUGAUCAAGAAGCAAAAGCGACAAAUUAGAGACCUACAAUUGGACAUUGACAUGCACAUGAAAGAGACAGCGGAUUUGAUAUUGCAGAAGGAACAAGGCAUAGCUGAAAUGGUUGGUGAUUAUGCAAAAUUGCAAGCUCAAUUCAGGAAUGAAGUGGAGCAAAAGGAGCGAAUCACCAUCGAGCUCACUGAAGAGAAGCGCGCGAUUGUGGCAUCUUUUCAGGCCAGGAUUGAACAGCUUGAGCAGCUCCUGGAAGCCAUGAGGUUCACCGACCGCGAGGAACUUGUAGAUACCAUAGACGUUUGGAAGCGGGCCUACGAAAGAGUGUGUAUCGCGCGCGAUGAGAUGGAGGAGGAGUAUCAAGGUCAGCUUGUCACAAAGGACAAACAACUCAGGAAAAUGGCCCUAGACAAUGCAGAGGAGCGGGAAAAUGUGCAAAGAGAGAUGGACAAGUGGCUUGAGAAGAUCCAGGAGGUCGAGGAGGAAUGGAAGAAAAAGAUGGUCCCCUUGCAUGUUCAGAAGGACGAGUUGGAGAAAAAGAUCCUGGAGCUGGAACGGAAUUUGCUAAUAAAAGACGCUGAAUUGAGGAGGGCACUGAGGCUUGCUGAUUCACGGCUUGAAGAUCCAGAGAAGGAAGCCAUGAAGAAAAAAAUUGUGGAGCUGGAGGGCAAUAUCAAGAAGCAGGAGGAAGGCAUUCGAAUUUUGGUGGAGGAAAACAGCCAGCUGAGACAGCAUGUGGACGCUGUGGUGGAGCAAGCCGAGGGCGCGCAAGAAGACUGGGAACCGCAGAUCAGAUGGAGAGAUGAACGCUACGAGGCCAUGAUGAAGGAGCACGAGCAGGUAAAGCAGAUCCUGCAAGAAGAAAUGCUAAAAGCCCAGGAAGCAUGCAAGCAAAUUGAGGAGCAGGUGCGUAGGUUUCCAAAUCCUUUCGAAGCUGAACUGGAGGAAUUGAAAGACAGGUAUGCUCAAAUGCAGGCUGGGACACAGAGGCUAAGUGUUGAGAACGUUCAAUUGAGAGAAAAAUUGCAAGACCAAGAAGAAGCCUUUGAUGAGGAAAAGCGCCAGUUAGAAGAUCAAAUACGUGUUGCCCACCACAUCCUCCAGCAGGUCACCUCGCUGGGCACUCUGAGAAACAUGGGCGAGGAAGCAGUUGCAGAUGCAAGGAAGCUGGGCAUCGAUCUGGAGAAGAGCAAACGAAAAUAA
Molecule: messenger RNA, 3234 nt
Organism: Durusdinium trenchii
Lineage: Eukaryota; Dinophyceae; Suessiales; Symbiodiniaceae
Source: the annotation of a GenBank genome assembly